UUAAAUGAUAGCAUAAUGUUCCGAAAAGGUCACCUUCACACAACGAAGAUUGCUAAAACCACACAUUUAAAAAUGGGCGUUAUAAGACUCAUUGGCUGUGUUCUAUUGGUGUUACCUUGCGUUUUAACAGAAUUUUACCGAUUUUGCUACUACGGAUCGUGGGCGUCCAAUCGUCACGCCCCGAACGCACUCCGCCCUGGAGACAUCAACCCCUCUCUGUGCUCGCACCUGUCCUAUUCCUUUCUGGACCUGGACGAUACUGCCACCAGGAUUAUACCAACACCGGACCCACCGCAUCCAGAUACCCUUAUGACACAAUUCAACAACCUCAAGAAGAGGAAUAGGGGUCUGAAAACCAUCGCUUCGGUGGGAGGUUGGGCCAUGGGAACUGAAGCCUUCAUCAAGCUUGUAUCCUCGCAGGACUUGAUGAACCAGUUUGCUGGAAACGCCGUAACGUUCUUGCGAACACAUAACUUCGAUGGCCUUGACCUUGACUGGGAAUACCCUGGUGUUGAAUAUAGAGGCGGAAAACCUGAAGAGAAGCAACGUUUUGUCCAACUACUCAAGACCGUGCGUGAGGCAUUCGAAAGCGAUCCGGAAGUGCAGAAAGGUCGAGACCGACUCCUUCUUACGUGUGCAGUUGGAGUCACCGAGGAGCUCGUUACGACAGCCUACAACGUGACGGGAAUAGCACAGUAUUCCGACCUGAUUAACCUGAUGAUGUACGACUUUCACGGCGAGUGGGAGAACACCGUCAACGUCCACAGCGCCCUCUACAGCGACUUCGACUUAAGCGUGGAUCGCUUUGUUAAGUUGUGGGUGUCAGAAGGGGCGCUAAGAUCGAGUGAAGAGGAUUUCCUGCUACUCCGGGUGAUGUUCACUGCCCUUGUAGACACUGGCUUCAACAGAAUGACAGCCAUCCAAGCAGUGUGCAGUGCUGUUAAUAAGACGUAA
Messenger RNA from Dreissena polymorpha, 954 nucleotides. RefSeq names its product putative chitinase 1. The coding region runs from base 16 to 954 and encodes 312 amino acids. Gene Ontology annotation, biological process: chitin catabolic process; carbohydrate metabolic process. NCBI's taxonomy places the organism in Eukaryota, Metazoa, Mollusca, Bivalvia, Myida, Dreissenidae. The transcript is spliced from 8 exons. The record is from RefSeq and is a predicted model, not a curated record. Gene Ontology annotation, cellular component: extracellular region. Gene Ontology annotation, molecular function: chitinase activity; chitin binding.